AUGUUUAAACGUCGUUGGUUAAUCAGCAUCAAUUAUAGUCAAGAAAAGGUUACAAUUCAAAAAAGGUUCAUUCAAAUGUUGGUCAGUCAAUACAAAAGUUAUGGUAUGAUUAAUGAAGGCGAUAAAAUUAUGUUUGGUGUUAGCAGUGUUAAAGAUAGUUUAACUUUAAUUAAUAUAUUUAUCGAUAUAAAGGGAAGAUCAAAAGUAAAGUUUACAAUUGCAUGUUCAGAUGAUUCACAAAGUCCAGAUUACGAUCCAACAUGCUUUCAAGUUCCAGUCCCCCUUUCAAGAAUUAAACUAUUAUAA
Dictyostelium purpureum is the source of this 306-nucleotide messenger RNA. RefSeq lists its product as uncharacterized. The record is from RefSeq and is a predicted model, not a curated record. The coding region runs from base 1 to 306 and encodes 101 amino acids. The transcript has a single exon. Lineage: Eukaryota; Evosea; Eumycetozoa; Dictyosteliales; Dictyosteliaceae.